GCAAUUUUAUAUAGCGCUUUGGUUUUUGUUUUGUGAGACAGGGUUUCUCUAUGUAGCCCUGGCUGUCCUGUAACUCGCUCUGAAGACCAGGCUGGCCUCAAAUUCUCAGAGGUCCACCAGCCUCUGUGUCCUGAGGGCUGGGAUUACAGGCGUGGGCCACCGCUGCCUGGCUUUAUAGUAUUGUCCAGGGAAUACUGAUACGUGAAAAGGUCUGCGUGUUCAGUACAGAGGGCACUGCUUUGGGUCUGAGUUUGGCAGAGUUCAGUGGGUGCAGAUGAUGUAGAUACAGAGAUGGAACAGUGGCUAGGACUGGCUGCUCCCACUUAAAAUGCUUUGAGGGUACAUGGCCUGUUCCCACCUACUCCAGGGGCCAAGAGACAAAGAUUAUCUAGAGCCCAUAAGGUAGCCUCAACAAAGAAAGUGUUCACACUUUGAUGUUUGUCUUGUUUCUUUUUCUCUGCCAGGCAGAAUCCUUGUUAUUUGUAUGAGCCAGGGCUUUAUGUAGCUCCAAGCUAACCUCAGAUUCUCUAUGCUUCUAUAUCAGCCUCCUGAGUGCUGGAGCUAUACUGUGUGUGCUCCAUAUGCGGGGCCGGCAGGUUUUUUCUCCAGAUGCCUGGUACUGGUAGUUACCUACAAGGACUCAGGAGCUAAAACUUCUAGCAUUCAAACCGUAGCCUGAGUGGCUGUGGUCUUAAGCAGGUUAUAUCUGUAAAAUAAUGUUGUUUAUCUCAAGACUCUUCUUGGUGCUAGGGUUACCGUCUCAGUGGUAGAGCACUGCCUAGCAUUCAGGAGUCCUGGUGUGUUCCUCCCCAGUACCAUCUCAAACAAACCCACAAAUAUGUAGAUUCAUGUACAGUGCUUACAGCAGCCUAAGCCACCUUUUGGCUAAUUCAUAACAGCGUUGUGAAACCCUCUCCUCCAGAUGCCAAGUUUCCUAUGGUGGGAUCUUCUUAUUGUCCCCUAAGUACUGGCCUACCUUAUGUUAAAUGAGGGUGCAGAGCAUUGUUGUGGCCAGUGGAUCCUCCAGUUCCUGAUAGCCCUGACGGUCCUGCCUAUCUUUUGUUCCUGCAGGUUUGGGGCGCCCGCCCCCCGCUAGGCCAAGUAGAGGGGGUCUCCCCACCCAAUGGGCCUGGCCAGGGCCCUGCGCCGCCUGAGCGGCGCACUGGAGUCAGGAAACAGCCGAGCUGGUGAUGAGGAGGAGGCGGGGGCCGGGCUGUGCCGCAAUGGGUGGGCGCCUGGGCCGGAAGCCGGGAGCCGGCGCCGCGGGCGCUUCGUCAAAAAAGACGGGCACUGCAAUGUGCGCUUCGUGAACCUGGGUGGCCAGGGCGCGCGCUACCUGAGCGACUUGUUCACCACAUGUGUGGAUGUUCGCUGGCGCUGGAUGUGCCUGCUCUUCUCCUGUUCCUUCCUCGCCUCCUGGCUGCUCUUCGGCCUGACCUUCUGGCUCAUCGCCUCGUUGCACGGUGACCUAGCUGCCCCGCCGCCCCCGGCGCCCUGUUUCUCGCAGGUGGCCAGCUUCCUGGCUGCUUUCCUCUUCGCGCUGGAGACACAGACGUCCAUAGGCUACGGUGUGCGCAGCGUCACCGAGGAGUGCCCGGCUGCUGUGGCCGCUGUGGUGCUGCAGUGCAUCGCAGGCUGUGUGCUCGACGCCUUCGUCGUAGGUGCAGUCAUGGCCAAGAUGGCCAAGCCCAAGAAACGCAACGAGACCCUGGUCUUCAGCGAGAACGCAGUGGUGGCUCUGCGGGACCACCGGCUCUGCCUGAUGUGGCGGGUGGGCAACCUGCGUCGCAGCCACCUGGUGGAAGCUCACGUGCGGGCGCAGCUGCUGCAGCCCCGUGUGACCCCAGAGGGUGAGUACAUUCCACUGGACCACCAGGAUGUGGAUGUCGGUUUUGAUGGAGGCACUGAUCGCAUCUUCCUCGUAUCCCCCAUUACCAUCGUGCACGAGAUCGACUCUGCCAGUCCACUGUAUGAGCUGGGACGGGCUGAGCUGGCCCGGGCUGACUUUGAGCUGGUAGUCAUUCUUGAAGGUAUGGUUGAGGCCACAGCCAUGACUACCCAGUGCCGUUCAUCUUACCUCCCAGGCGAGCUGCUCUGGGGCCACCGCUUCGAGCCGGUCCUCUUCCAGCGUGGUUCCCAGUAUGAGGUUGACUAUCGCCACUUCCAUCGAACGUAUGAGGUCCCGGGGACACCAGUGUGCAGUGCCAAGGAGCUGGAUGAACGGGCAGAGCAGGCUUCCCACAGCCCUAAGUCAAGUUUUCCUGGCUCCCUCACUGCAUUUUGUUAUGAGAAUGAACUUGCUCUGAGCUGCUGCCAGGAGGAAGAUGAAGAUGAGGACACUAAGGAGGGGACUUCAGUAGAGACCCCAGAUAAGGCUGUCAGCCCCCAAGCUCUUACACCAACCCUCGCACUAACCCUGCCUCCAUGACACAGCUGAGGUCCACUUUCCCGUGUGACACCCCUUCCCAAUCAUGACAGGGGUGGAGAGCUUCCAGACUCUGUUGGGAGUGGGGCAGGGGCUUCUCAGGACCAGUGGCCUGCUGAGCUAACCACUAACCAUGAAGAUGUCUGCUGCAGAUAUAACACCUUCAUUUCUCUGCUCCAUUCUCACUCCCAAGACCCUUUUAUGAGCUGAAUUUCUGAGUCUUACCAAAGCUGAGGGAUCAGAUUUCUGGAGGAGUGAAGGCUGGAUUCUGGUUAGCAUAGGAGAGAUACACAGCCACAGGAGGAAGACGUCAACUUACGCAGAUCAAGAAACAAAGAUUCAAGCAAUGGUGGCUUUGCUACCUUCAGGAGAGGAGGGGAUAGAAUACUUCAAGGAUUCUGGAUCAUCAUAAUUGACCAAAAACAGAAUGGUGACUGGACUGUGUGUGAAGAAAAGACCUCUGGUAGUUCCAGAGCCCAAGAGCUGAGAUUAUCUGAGUCUAGGUUGACAUUGGGGAUUCUAGAACAGGUUGGCUAGAGAGUGGAACUUCUCCAGAAACUACAAAGCUAUGUUUCUAGAAUACACAAAACAUUGCUAGGUCUCUGAGUUUGAAAGGAGAGACUGAGCUGGCAUGCUGAGGCCCCUGAGGCUGGAGAGCUCUGGGGUUCUGGCUGUUUAGGGUCCAGCUGAAGGAGUGAGUGUGGCUUCUCCAUGAUCCACAGGGUGAAUGUUGUCUUUGUUUGAAGUGCCAUUCUUAGAACAUCCAAAGGAAUCAGGAUUCUGUGGUUCAAGGUUUAGCAGAAUCCAGGCAGGGUUCUAGAGGUCUGUGACUUGCUGGCUCCACUUUACCCAGCAGGGCUGAGGAUCUCUAUGACCUUGAGUGACUUCCUGUGGUUCUGUAAUGCCAAAAGAAAUCAAAAUUCCAGGGACCAGAGCUGUCCUUUCCCAAAGCCUAGAAGUCCUAGUCACCUUCAUAUGGACAGCCUGGCAGUUCUAGGAGGCAGAGACUCUUGUGUGGAGCUUGUGAGCAAGAUCCUAGAGGACCACAGGGCUAACUAGUGGGCAAGGGAAGGGAGAGGCUGAGGCUGGCGAGCCUAAGGGCUGGACUGCUGCACCUAGUGAUGUGUGUUUAUUUCUCAUAUGUGUAUGAUAUAUGACAUAAAUACAGAUCUCUAUG
Messenger RNA from Psammomys obesus (fat sand rat), 3602 nucleotides. RefSeq names its product potassium inwardly rectifying channel subfamily J member 14 (gene Kcnj14). Gene Ontology annotation, molecular function: inward rectifier potassium channel activity. The record is from RefSeq and is a predicted model, not a curated record. The transcript is spliced from 2 exons. NCBI's taxonomy places the organism in Eukaryota, Metazoa, Chordata, Mammalia, Rodentia, Muridae. Gene Ontology annotation, cellular component: plasma membrane. Bases 1124 to 2428 code for a protein of 434 amino acids. Gene Ontology annotation, biological process: regulation of monoatomic ion transmembrane transport; potassium ion import across plasma membrane.